This is a messenger RNA of Nilaparvata lugens (brown planthopper), 1394 nucleotides long. Its product is annotated as protein CREBRF homolog. The record is from RefSeq and is a predicted model, not a curated record. Gene Ontology annotation, molecular function: RNA polymerase II transcription regulatory region sequence-specific DNA binding; DNA-binding transcription factor activity, RNA polymerase II-specific. The coding region runs from base 372 to 1379 and encodes 335 amino acids. Gene Ontology annotation, biological process: regulation of transcription by RNA polymerase II; response to unfolded protein. The transcript has 3 exons. Lineage: Eukaryota; Metazoa; Arthropoda; Insecta; Hemiptera; Delphacidae. Gene Ontology annotation, cellular component: nucleus.
UUUCACACAUGUAUCGCCUUUAGAACACAGUUUUUGUGUGAAAUUUCUUAGCUUUAAUGACAUUUUUCAUUGAAUUGAAAAACUUCAAUCAGAAUUGUUUUUGAAGGCUAUUUUUAACUUUUAAACUGGUGAAAAUUUUCUAGUAAUUUUUUAUUUCAAGUUAAGCGCGGGAAAAUAUUAGUAAUGUCUGUGUUGUUUUGGUGUUUGUGCUUUCUGCUAGAAGACGACUGCUAUCAGAUAUCAUCUGUUUCAUAAUUACUUUGUUUGAAAAUGGUGAAAUACUUGCAGUUGACUGCAAUAGUAGUUCACUCGUACAGUUAGAUCACGUGAUAGUGGUGCAGUGUCAGUUGGCAGAGUGUAGAACAUUUGCGAUGGGCGAUCCGAUGUAUUCAAACGAGUUCAGUCCGGUGGAUUCAGGCUUCAUGUCGGUGAAGUCGGAGCCGAUCGCGAUGGAUUCGUCAUCAAUGAGUGCUUCAGCCAGUAUGCCGAUACCUGUGCGCAAUCGAGGAGUCGCCAACGACAUGGUCGACUUCAGUCUGGACUGCGAGAUAUCGAACACAUCCUUCCAGGAUUUGGGGGUUGGUCCACCCUCGCUCUAUUCGAGCAACUCACUGUGGGGCACUCGAUUAACCGAGAACGAACUGGAGAUCAAAUUGGAUAAGAUGGAGGAUGACGAUAUUUUUAAAGUGGAUAAGGCGGAUCUGAUUCAGGGACCGACCUUGGCCGAGUUGAAUGCGAACGAUGAGACGUUGUUGGAGGAUUUGAAUUUUGAUGAUUUGUUGUUGCCGAACGAGAGGAGUUGUCUGUUGAACGCUGUGGCGGUGGUAGCAGGUAGCAGGUUGAGUCCUACGGGGGGGACGACAUCGUCCUCGUUUCCGCCCGACGGGGGGGUGAGUUGGAGGGACAGUUUCGGCGCUUCGUCAAGUGUGCCAUCGAGUCCGUUGGAGGUGGCGAAGGGAGGGUUCCAGUCGACCGUGUCGCCCGCCAGUCACCACAGUUCGAGCUCGUCGCUCCCCAUCCACUCGGCAACCUCGUCCACUACCCCGCCGCCACUCGGAGUGAGUCCUCUGCAGCAGCGUCACAGCACUCUGCAUGAGCUGCUACUGAAGAGCUCAGUCUCCCCGUUGGGCCAAUCCAUGCCGGGGCCCACAAGCCCGUUGGCUUCGUCUGUGUCUCCGUUGCUUGCGGCACGGAACAGUCGGUACUCGCCGGCCGCCUCUCGCCUCUCCUCGUCUGCGCCCACCCAUCUCAGCCUCGACCACAUCUGGCAGCGGCGCGAGCCCAGGCCGCAUCUCCUGUCGACCAGCUCCCUCGCCGAGGCGGGCUCUACGUCGUCACUCUCCACUGGUCAGUCGAUUUCAAUUCACUCGAAAUAUUAAUUUAUACAUUAAUAC